Molecule: messenger RNA, 378 nt
Organism: Phytophthora infestans T30-4
Lineage: Eukaryota; Oomycota; Peronosporomycetes; Peronosporales; Peronosporaceae
Exons: 2
Coding region: 1-378 (125 amino acids)
Source: RefSeq, a predicted model, not a curated record
AUGCCUGGAAACCCGGUGAUAAACGACAUUUUAAAGGAGACUAGAAAGCAGAAUACGGUGGCUGUGAACCAGACACUUCAGCUGUUGUUCAACAACGAGUACCUCGGCCUCAUCGCGUAUGCUCAGUGUAUCACCCCGAUGAUUUAUAUGGCCUAUACAUGUACAAUGGUCAUGCAAGGGAUGCCCAACCGCGAAUUUUACUUGAACGGACACGAUCUGGAGGACCUGGAAGGACUUGCCCAGCGAUUCAGUGUCAUUGCGGCAUUUGUGGUACUUCAGACGACGAUUUUGAUAGGUCUACACCUCUUUGUUAAUGUUCGUUUCGGGGUUUCUACACUAUACCAAGCAAAAUCGCCACGUGGCUCCUGUUUGCAGUGA